UCGAAAUGUCAGAUUGUCAUUCUAAAAUCAUUGUUAAUAAAGAAUAAUCUAGAAAUCCUUUUCGCGAGCUAAAAGUUAUAAACUGCUAAAAUUUGUUAAAUUCCUAUUUUAUUUUUUCUGCGCUUAUACGCGACUAAUAGAUGAUAACUAGUUUAGUUUUUGAAGGAACAGGAAUUGAUAAACAUUGAAGUGUAUUAUCCCCAGUAUUAACCUACAAUAUCUAUCUGCAGAGAGGUUCUUAAAUUUAACGACGAAUACGUCGAGCUAUAUGGUUAGAGAAUUACGGUCGACGAAACGUAGCUCGUAAUCACUAAAAGUAAGUCACACAUCAUUGCUCUAAAAUUGUAUAUCAAACCAUCUAUUUAUUCCGCAGGAAUUUUAUAAUUUGUUUUUUCUACAAGCAGAAUAAAUUAAUAAAAUUUUCGAGUACGAGCAUUGUCGACCAACAUUUAUAAAAUUCUUUUAUCGGAGAGAUGCCGCCCACACCUUCUAAUAAUGCGGAGAAUAAGCCAGCACAAUCCGACGAAUCCGCAACUGUUGCCGCUACUAAUUGCGAUGAUCAGGCCGCCACGUCUGGCCAUGUUCCGGAAAGCACUCAAGUUGAUCUAACACAUCGAGAUAUUGCUACUCCAACACUCGUCGGUACAACGGGAAAUGUUUGCGAAAAACAACUCGGGAAUAAGGUAGGACACGUUAACCCGUCUCUGGCCACUGGAGCGGUGCCGAAAGAAACAAGAAAGCCUCCCAGUUCGGUAGUUUCGAGACUAUCUAAUGCACUUAACGCUGUGAAUCUGAACGUCGCCGAGAACAUUCCGUUGCGGCGGUCGAAGCGGUACUAUCACUGUUCACUUUGUGACGAACGGGACAACAGUAGGAUGGUCCAGUGUGACUCAUGCGACAACUGGUACCAUUUUACCUGUGCGAAGGUGACUGAAGCAGUGGCAGAAGUAGACUGGAAUUGCCCAUCCUGCGGAGUCAGCAACCGGACAAAUACCCUCCACCCUGGAGACAACCGCUCUCUGGAACACGCCAGUGAUAUACUCCACCCAAGCAUUCAGCAACACGAAGUAGAGCAACGAAAUCAAGCCCAUCAUGGACGUCCUGAUGACCUUAUGUCGGUCCGAUCCGUGCGAUCUGUGGGUACCAGUUCCAAGGCGUCUUCUAACAGAAGCCGAGCAAGAAGAGCGAUGGAAUUGCAACUGCUCAAACUAGAAGAGGAUAGGGCCUUACAACAACAGUACCUAGAUCUUAAAUUUGCCAUUCUGCAAGCAUAUAAUAGUGAUGAUGAAGAAGACGACGUCGGAUCAAUAAUAGAUAAAGUUUCGAAAGUGGAGCAGUGGAUUCAGCGCACCGAUAACCUCGGUAAUAAGAAGUCAGGACUUCCAACCUCAGUGACCGCUGGACAGCCGCCGAGUAACUCGCAGCCUGUUGAGCACACCGCUCAUGGUCAUCGGAAUCCAUCAGCUACUAUGCGCCAGGCUACGCAUUUCGCUCCCACUAUGCCAAAUCACGAAGGAUUCUCGGUACGCUACGCGACUAAUCGAUGCGAGGGUGUUUCACACUCUCGCCCAACGUCAUGGCAACCAAAUUUAUUCAACCAAAGAGCAACGUUGAGUGGCGCUGAUUUCGUCCCUGGGCAGCGCUCUUCGCCUAAUGCUCCAAGACGUCGCUUCCACGAUGCUGGUUCCAUUGGCCACGAAGCAAAUUUUGCUCGAACAGGUGGUAUUCUGGAUUUCCCUCUGGCAACAGAAAAUGCUCAGCCACCGUGUAACUUGCAGCCGGGAGAAUUCACUGUCCGAGGUCAGGAAUCACAAUCAACCAUCUGUCUGCUUAAUCAAAGCCAACUGGCGGCACGCCAUGCAGUUCCCAAAGACCUACCGGAGUUCAAUGGUCGCAUGGAAGACUGGCCACUGUUUUUGGCCAUGUUUAACUCUUCAACGCAGAUGUGCGGUUUUUCUAACGAAGAAAACAUGUUGAGGUUGCGCAAAUGCUUGAAGGGAGAAGCCUUAAACCGGGUUAGAUGUGAAUUGCUGCAUCCCAACAACGUACCAAGUGUGAUGUCCACGCUCAAAAUGUUGUACGGGAAGCCUGAAGGGAUUAUACAAGCUGUAAUCCAAAAAGUAAGAGACCUACCAGCUCCGAAGGUCGAAAAGUUAGAUACACUAGUGGAUUUUGCGUUAUCCGUGAAAAAUCUCUGUGCUACCAUACAGGCAUGUGAGAUAGCGGAUUACAUGUACAGUUCAUCCCUCCGAUAUGAACUGGUGGAACGCCUACCACCGGCGCUGAAAAUGGAAUGGGCAAAAUCGUCUAGGGGCAAUCCUGUCCCUAGCUUACUUGAAUUCAGCACCUGGUUAUACGCUAUGGCAGAGGAUGCAAGCUCGGUGAUGGGAAUUCAAAACAGUGUAACAAGAAGCGAACCGAGGGCUCGAGGAAGGAAAGAAAACUUCCUAAACGUUCAUGUUGAAUCAGAUAAUGAGCACGGGAGCAUCCAACCCAAGGAUAAAAGAGAGUCUUCGACGUUAUGUGGCGUUUGCAAUGAGAGUUAUCCAUCAUUAGACAAGUGCACCAGGUUCUUGGAAUUCAGCUACGAUUCCAGAUGGGCCGCAGUAAGAGAGAUGAGGUUUUGUCGUAAAUGUCUUCGGCGGCAUAACAGUUCCUGCAACCAGAAGAAGCCGUGUGGUGUUAACGGAUGUACCUACUUGCAUCAUCCUCUGCUACACAGUAUGAAAAAGGUCGAACUGGAAGGAGUAACUGCAACAUCAAACAGUCGAGCAGCGUCUGGCGAUGCACCAGAAGGAAAUGUGAAUGUUCAUCAAGGAAAAACAAGCGACAUAUUGUUCCGUUUUGUUCCUGUCAUUUUAUAUGGACCUUCAAACGAAGUGCACACCUAUGCAUUUAUUGACGACGGUUCUGAGAUGACAUUACUGGAGCAAGGGUUGGCUGACGAACUUGGGGUUUCUGGAGAAAGAACACCAUUGUGCCUGAAGUGGACCGGUGGCGCGAAGAGAAUUGAGGGCAACUCUCAAAAGGUGGAACUGCAUAUCUCUGGAACAACAAGUGGAUCAAAAAAGUUUGCCAUGUCCAACGUGCGAACCGUAGACAAACUAAAGCUGCGACCACAAACGAUGAUCAUCGAUGACCUGCAAAAGCAAUUUCGUUAUGUGGAAGGACUUCCCAUUGAGUCAUAUCGUGAGAUUGCACCACGAAUUCUCAUCGGUGUUGAUCAUGCCACGCUUGGUCAUGUGAAGAAGAGUCGAGAAGGUAAGCCCAAGGAGCCCAUCGCUGUCAAAACGGGCCUAGGAUGGUGCGUAUACGGAUGCAUGAUAGCAAGCUCGUCCAAAAAUAGCAUCGUCAACCACCACGUUCUCGAUAUUUGUCCCUGUAACCAUGAAAAUGAAGAGUAUUUACACAGUGCCAUAAAAGAAUACUUUUCACUUGACAGUAUGGGAGUGGUCCAACCAGGACGUUUGCUCAUGUCCACGGAAGAUGAGAGAUCGUUACAGUUGCUAGAUACUCUAACACGUCGGAAGGGAGAUCGAUACGAAUCCGGUCUUCUCUGGAGAUAUGAUGGAGUACGGUUGCCAGACAGUAGAGCGAUGGCACUGAAGCGUUGGGAGUGCCUUGAACGUCGAAUGCAGAACGACCCGCUCUUGAAGGAAACCUUGAACACGAAGAUUGCGGACUACAUCGACAAAGGAUAUAUUCGAAAAUUCACCGACCUCGAGCUUGCAGAGAAGCAUCCCAGGGUGUGGUAUCUACCAGUCUUUCCUGUGGUAAACCCGAAUAAGCCUACGAAAACGAGACUGGUGUGGGAUGCAGCUGCCAAAGCUCACGAUGUUUCAUUGAACUCCGUUCUUCUCAAAGGACCCGACUAUUUGACGUCGCUACUGAGUGUGCUAAUGCAGUUUAGAGAAUACCGUGUUGCAGUGUGCGGAGACCUGAGGGAAAUGUACCACCAAGUACUAAUGCGCGAGGAGGACCAGCAUUGCCAACGGUUCUUCUGGGGGCACAAGGAUAGCUCAUCUGAACCAAACGUUUACGUAAUGCAGGUUUUAACGUUUGGAGCUUGCUGUUCUCCUAGCACAGCCCAAUAUGUAAAAAACAAGCACGCUAAACUGUACGAAGAAUCGCGACCGGCUGCUGUACGCGCAAUCAUCGAGCAUCACUAUGUCGAUGACAUGCUUAAGAGCGUUGAGACGGAAGCAGAAGCAGCUUCUAUUGCAGAGGACGUCAAGUGGAUCCAUGGACAGGCCGGCUUCGAGAUGAGGAAUUGGCUGUCUAAUUCUGAAAAGGUGUUGGCCAAUUUGGAGGGAAUCCAGGAGACCGAAAAGAGCUUAAACGUUAGCGACGGCGUGACAACCGAAAAGAUUUUAGGAAUGUGGUGGAACACAAAGAAAGAUCCCACCAGAUGUGAGGAAGACCUGCUGGCCGGACGACGACGGCCGACUAAAAGAGAAUCUCAAGGUUCUUCUGCAAGAGAUUUGGCGGUCGGGCAUCGACUGGGAUGA
This is a messenger RNA of Aedes albopictus (Asian tiger mosquito), 4508 nucleotides long. RefSeq lists its product as uncharacterized. The transcript has 2 exons. Lineage: Eukaryota; Metazoa; Arthropoda; Insecta; Diptera; Culicidae. The record is from RefSeq and is a predicted model, not a curated record. Bases 474 to 4508 code for a protein of 1344 amino acids.